GACUAACGUGACCUGCCAGAACUAACGCUACACUUGAUAUUUAGCUGUAGAAAUCAUUGGCUCCAAUGUUCUAUAAGAUCUACUUAGCCUUCUGAUGCUUCUAACCCAGCUCUGGGUAGGCUUGAUAUAAUUUACAGCGUUCAGUGCAGCUCUUCUCGUAAUUCUUAAAAAGGGACCGUUCACUUGAAUAUUAAAAUCCAGUCCUUUCCUCACCCUGGUGUUGCUGUAAUGUGCCCUUUCUUUCUUUGUCGAACAAGACCAAGCAAGACAUUUUAAUUUCUCCUUUUGUGGUCUAAAAAUGUAUAGACUGAAUUUGAGUACGAGGUAUGAGGCGUUUCUAAUUUUAUGGGUGUUUUCACCUGCAGGGCUUUAAAUAGUAGCCUAUACACUAUUUGUGCUGAUUUUGUGCUACUCAUUUUCUUUCUAUUGUAAUUUCACAUUAGAAAACAGUACAUCGAUUAUAUCUAGUUUUUCACAACAACAAAUAAUGCUUUGCAAAAAGUAAGGGGACUAAGUACACAGUAGGCUACUAUUACAAUUAUAAUUACAUUAUGCAAUAUUACAUAGUAGGGGAGAGCAGGGUGAUUUGACCCCUUCUUAUGAUUAUAAAGUAUUAUUUUACUGUAAUGUAACUACAUUAUAUUUCAAUAAUUUUACACCAAACAUAAUUCUGGCCCAACUCACCCCGCUCGCUCGCCCCUAGUAUUCCAGAAAUAUGGCUUUUGCUAUUUCAAAUGGUUUUAUUACGUGACAUGUUUGAAAUAUAUGCAGUCUGCUCCCUGUUAUGAUAGUAAGGCUGUGUUGAACCCUGAAACAAUUGUUCAGCUCAUAUCGCCUAGGCCAUUUGUUUUGCAAGUUAUCUAGGGGUUGACCUUCACUGUCCUUGGGACAAAUCAACAGAUAAAGGGAUGAGGUUUUGUAAUCACAAUCUGUGCAAUUCACUUAAGACUUUGAGGGGGUGUGACGGCUCGGUAGGUCCCAUGACUUGAGUUGAGGUAAACGCCGCCCCAGAGGUCAGAGCACAUCUACACUCAUCCGUUCGGACUUGAAGCAGAAGUCAGCUGACCGCAGCUCAACACAGCCAUGUACUGUCUGGUCAAAUUUGCGCCGCUGUUUUUGGCGGUAGCCGUUUGCAAUGGCUGGCUCUUCGGCGACUUUGUAGGAAAACGGAGCGAGCUGGAUGAAAUCUCUCUCUGGCCGCUACCGCAGAAGUUUCAGUCGUCCGCCGUCGCUUUUAAACUCAGCCCCGCCAGGUUUCAGAUCGUCCAAGCGAAACAGUCCUCCGCCGGACCGAGCUGCAGCAUACUCGAGAAUGCGUUUCGCAGAUAUUUUGAAUACAUAUUUGGUGACCUGAAGAAGCCCGAGAAGAGCCGAAAGAAAGUGUAUGAUUCAGAUCUCGUGGAGCUUCAGGUAUGGGUCACAUCAGCUGAUCCGGAGUGCGACGGUUUCCCGAGUCUGCAAACCGACGAGUCAUAUGAGCUGUCCGUUGAUGAACCCUCUGCUGUGCUGAAAGCUGCUAAUGUAUGGGGAGCUUUGCGAGGACUGGAAACAUUCAGUCAGCUGGUCUAUGAGGAUGACUAUGGAGUCAACAACAUCAAUAAGACAGACAUCUCAGAUUUCCCACGGUUUGCCCAUCGGGGGAUCCUCCUGGACUCGUCUCGCCACUUCCUGCCACUCAAAGUCAUUUUGGCCAAUUUGGAAGCUAUGGCGAUGAACAAGUUUAAUGUAUUUCACUGGCACAUUGUGGACGAUCAUUCGUUUCCUUACAUGAGCCGUACCUUCCCCGAGUUAAGUCAGAAGGGAGCCUAUCACCCAUUCACGCAUGUGUACACUCCAUCCGACGUGAAGAUGGUCAUCGAGUUCGCUCGCAUGAGGGGGAUCCGCGUCAUCCCGGAGUUUGACACCCCAGGACACACAGAGUCAUGGGGCAAUGGCAUAAAGGAUCUGCUAACACCUUGUUACAGUGACUCUAGUCCUUCAGGAGCAUUUGGGCCGGUGAACCCCAUCUUAAACUCCUCUUAUGACUUCAUGACACAGUUUUUUAAAGAGAUCAGCACAGUCUUCCCUGAUGCCUACAUACACCUGGGGGGAGACGAGGUUGACUUCAGUUGCUGGGAGUCCAAUCCUGAUAUUCAGAGGUUUAUGGUGCAGCAGGGCUUUGGCACAGACUACAGCAAACUGGAGUCUUUCUACAUACAAAGGUUACUUGAUAUUGUGGCUGCUACCAAGAAAGGCUACAUGGUGUGGCAGGAAGUGUUUGAUAAUGGAGUGAAGCUGAAAGCCGACACACAGAUCCAUGUGUGGAAAGGCAGGCCGCAGUACCAGGAUGAGAUGGCGCAGGUCACGGCGGCUGGUUUCAAUGCUCUGCUCUCCACACCCUGGUACCUCAACCGCAUCAGCUACGGCCAAGACUGGGUGAACAUUUACAAAGCUGACCCCCAAAAUUUCACUGGCACAGAUGCACAGAAGAAGCUGGUGAUAGGUGGAGAAGCUUGUCUUUGGGGAGAGUAUGUGGAUGCUACCAACCUCACUCCUCGACUCUGGCCAAGAGCCAGUGCUGUCGCUGAGAGGUUAUGGAGUGAUAAAAGCGUGACAGAUGUGGAUAAUGCCUAUAAUCGUCUAGUCCAGCAUCGCUGCCGCAUGGUCAAGAGAGGCAUACCUGCAGAACCUCUAUUUGUUGGCCACUGCCGUCAGGAAUACAAGGGCUUAUGAACUUCAACAUUCAGCUAGACAAGCUAUUGACAAUAGACAAUUAAAGGGAAUAAAAGGACAACACUUUUUAAAAGAUAAAACCAUGUUAUUGAUUCCAGUAACUAUGAUUUGCUGUUUUAUGCACUGAGCCAGAUACUGCCAGAACUUAAUAUUUUUGAUUACUGGUUUUCAUUAUUAAAUGGACAGUUCUGUACAUCUGGAUUUUCUCUGUAGGCUUAAAUUUGAU
This is a messenger RNA of Sinocyclocheilus grahami, 2938 nucleotides long. RefSeq names its product hexosaminidase B (beta polypeptide) (gene hexb). Gene Ontology annotation, molecular function: beta-N-acetylhexosaminidase activity. The record is from RefSeq and is a predicted model, not a curated record. The transcript is spliced from 14 exons. Gene Ontology annotation, biological process: glycosaminoglycan metabolic process; carbohydrate metabolic process; ganglioside catabolic process. Lineage: Eukaryota; Metazoa; Chordata; Actinopteri; Cypriniformes; Cyprinidae. Bases 1084 to 2712 code for a protein of 542 amino acids. Gene Ontology annotation, cellular component: membrane; lysosome.